Molecule: messenger RNA, 1989 nt
Organism: Rotaria sp. Silwood1
Lineage: Eukaryota; Metazoa; Rotifera; Eurotatoria; Philodinida; Philodinidae
Source: the annotation of a GenBank genome assembly
AUGUGUCCAAUAGUUAUUUAUCUUAUUUUAUUUCUGAACUUAUUUCAAUCAUGCCAGUUAAAUAAUAACAUUGCUUAUAAUAUUCCUGAUCCAGAUUGUACGGGAGCUUUUUAUUUAUGUGUUGAUGCUGAUAAAGAUCGGCUUGGUCGUGAAGCAAUAAAAGCUAUACAUGAACAAAUGGACGAUGAUAAAGAUGGUAUGAUUGAAGCAUCUGAAAGUAGUGAUUUUAUAAAAGAAGAACUAGAAUCAAACACAGACUCUAUUCGACACCGUCAAUUUCAAGAUGCCAAUUUACGAAUAACAUUUAAUGAUCUAUGGACACAAUGGGAAAAGAGCGCAGUUUAUAAUUGGAGUAAUGAUGAUGUUGUUCAUUGGCUUGUUAAUUAUGUUCAUUUACCAAUUUAUGUUGACAAUUUUCGUCGUAAUCAAAUCGAUGGUCGAAUGAUUCCAAGAUUAGCAGCUAAUCAAAAACAUUAUCUUUCAGCUAUUAUGCAAAUACGUGAUCCAAGACAUAAACGACGUUUAGUUAUUAAAGCAACAGACGUUAUUUUAUUUGGUCCUCCAAAACAGACACAUAAUCUAAUAAAAGAUAUUAUAUUAAUGUCAGCAUUAUCGAUAUCUUUUGGUGCUUGUUUAUAUGCAUUUUUACGUCAUCGUAAAACUCAAGAAACUAUGAAAUUAAUGUUAAAAGAACUUGAAACAUUACAAAACGCUGAAGGCAAUCUAAAAGCUGUAACUGUAAAAGUUAAAGCAAUGGAAAAUGAAUUAAAAGAUAAAACAAAAGUUGAUCGUGGUUUGUUAAAAUCUUGGUUUACUGAAGUGCAACGAACGAAAGAAGAAGCUGAAAAAUAUCGACAACGCCGUGGUUCAACUGCUGAUCGUGAAGGUCAACUUCAAUUAGCUUUAAAAGAACUUGAACAAUUACGUCAUGCACUACAUCAAGCAGAAGAACAAGCUCAAUAUCAAUCAUAUGAACCGCCAAGUGAAUUAAUUGAUUUACUUAAACGUACUUAUCAUGUUGAAGAAAUGGCUUUUGAAGCUAAACGUAAAUCAGCUGAAAGUUCUAUGCUUACAGCUAAAGAACAAAUGACCAAAAUUUCUAAAAUGCAAAGAGGUUUCUUUGGUGCUGUACGUAUAGCCCAUACGGGUUGUAUGGAUAAUAUAAGUGAAUUAAUAAAUGCUGCAAAACAACGUUUAACAAUUGUUCAAGAUGAAUAUGAGGAACGUGAAAGACGUUGGAAUCGUAUUGCUUCAUUACUUGAUCGAGAAGAUUUAGUUAGUUAUUCAUCAUCAUCGUCAUCAUCUAUAGGUGGCAAUCAAUAUUUAGGUGGAAGUCCGCAAACAUCAUUGAAUAAUGGAAUUACUAAUACUAUAUCACCAGAUUUAAAUUCUCGACAUAGACGAAUAUCAGCUGAUGUGAAUAGUUUGAUUAAUUCAAGUAAUGAUUCACCAUUAUUUAAUAAAACAAAUAGCAAUAUAAAUGCUCGUGGAUUAGUUGUAAAUUCAUAUUUUCCAAUGCAAAAUGCUCAACAAGAUACAAAAAGUGAAAAUGAUAUUUGUUUUGAAUAUUCCAAUUCUUCACCAUCAAUAUUAAAACGACGUGUAAAUGCCAACAAUGCUUUAUCAAGUAAUCGUUCAUCAAGUGAACGUCUUAAUAAUAAUUCAAAAAUAAUUUAUUCACAUUCAACAAAUGGUCUUAAUAAUUUAAAUAUAAAUUCAACAGAAGUAUCAGGACGAAAUAUAUCUGAAUCUCUUGAUAUACCAUUAUCAACAAGACAAACAACAUCAAUGACUGGUACUAUUCCAGAUUUUCAAUUAGAUAAUGACGAUUUUAGCUGUGAUGAUUCUCAACAACAAAAUGAUAGAAGAUCUCAAAUAUCAGAUUCAAUAUUAGAUGAUCAAGAAUCAACGACAUCAUCGGAAAGAGUACGAAGAUCGUCUUUAUCAACGAAGCUUUUAAGACCAUUUCAACGUAGACGAUUACAUUAA